Messenger RNA from Myxocyprinus asiaticus (Chinese sucker), 4692 nucleotides. RefSeq names its product prolactin receptor-like. The coding region runs from base 184 to 1758 and encodes 524 amino acids. Gene Ontology annotation, biological process: cytokine-mediated signaling pathway. Gene Ontology annotation, cellular component: external side of plasma membrane. The transcript has 9 exons. Gene Ontology annotation, molecular function: protein binding; cytokine receptor activity. Lineage: Eukaryota; Metazoa; Chordata; Actinopteri; Cypriniformes; Catostomidae. The record is from RefSeq and is a predicted model, not a curated record.
GACUGCAAUAUCAACAAGUUGACUGUGUGUUUGCCAUACUGCACUGCCUCUUGACAUCGGUUCGCAAAAACGGGUUUCACAGCGGAUCAGUUCAAAAUGUAGCACGGAUGUAGAAGAUGGGAAAAUCCCAGGUGAAGCUGUGUAUGUCAUUUUAAUCCCGAGGGUUUGGCAGAUCCAGGAAAAAUGUGGAGAGAUGCAGAACAGGCACUGACUCUGAUGUGGCUCCUCUCUUGGGUCCCACACAGCAUGUGUAAUUCUCCACCAGGGAGGCCCAGAAUUACAAGAUGUCGGUCACCUGAGAAAGAGACCUUUACUUGCUGGUGGGAGCCUGGAUCAAAAGGCGGAUUACCCACCAGCUACCACCUAUAUUACAGAAAAGAGAGCUCCGUGGAAGUCUUUGAAUGUCCAGAUUAUCAUAAAGCAGGGAACAAUUCCUGCUAUUUUGAUAAACGACACACAUCUAUUUGGAUCAUCUACAACAUCACAGUGGUGGCCUCCAAUGCACUGGGACAAGCCUACUCAGAAUCUAUGGAAGUAGAUGUUAUGGAUAUUGUGCAGCCUCACCCCCCAAAGAAUAUGAAUGUGACUUUGAUGCAAAGCGAGAACAGUCCUUACUUCCUGGUGCAGUGGCAGCCCCCCCAGGAUGCAGACACACGUUCAGGCUGGGUCACAAUUAAAUAUGAAGUUCGCAUAAAAAUAGAGAACAGCAGAGACAAGGAGGACAGUGAGUGGGAGUCAUACAGUGCUGGAAAACAGUUGGAUUUGAGGAUUUACAGUCCUCAGCCAGGAGCAAACUACAUUGCACAGGUGCGCUGCAAACUAGACCAAGGACUGUGGAGUGAAUGGAGCCCCUCCGCUUUUAUCCAGAUUCCAGACAAAACCUCGGACACACAGAGUGUGGUUCUGCUUUUUGCUGUCACUCUAAUAGGCUUCAUUUUUCUCCUGACUGCAGGAGUGCUGGUGGUCAAGAAGAAAGAUGUGAAGCAUGUUUUACUGCCACCAGUUCCAGAACCGAAAAUCAGUGGCUUAGACACUCAGCUCCUUAAGAGUGGGAAAUCUGAGGAAAUCUUCAGCGCUUUGAUUUUCCAGGGUUAUCCUCAAAUAGCCCAUGGCUCUGAGCAUCAAGUGGAGUAUCUUGUGGUCUCUGACAAUUAUGAGGAAAUGGAGUUUGAUGGUAAAGCUCAUCUUGAGGACCAGAAGGAGAACUGUCCAACAGAUCAUCCUCAAGAGAUCCCCCAAAAUACCAUACAGAAACUACACAACACACAGAGUGAGCAGAUAAGCAGUCCUGCCCCUGGACAUGAUUCUGAGGACUGCAUACCUAUAUUAAAAACAACCCACCCUGGGACUACAUUCAGUCAACUAAGUGCCCCCAGCAUAGACCAUCUCAGCAUCCUGGGAGUAACUCAACAACUACUCAACGUCGACUGUAAUUGCUUACAACUAAAAGCACAUGACCACAAUGCAGCCGACACUCGUUUGAGCUCCUGCAGUAAAUGUGACAAUGACCAGAGAAAAGUCAGCAUUACCCCUGCCAGUCUUACGGGGUACGUUGAGGUGGAUGAAGAGAAAGCGCUGGUAGGGGAGGACUACAGUAUGGUCAGUGGCGUUAUGAGGGAUAAUAUCCUUGUAUUGCAAAAAGACAGCUCCCCUGAACAGGGACACAAAGAGGACAAAGCUUCUGAAGCUGAGGAGAAAGAAGGUGUCACUGAACCUCUAGGAUAUUUGGAAACUGUGAUGAUCUUGACUAAUUUGUGACCUCAAUGUAAAAGGUCUGGGAUUAUUAUUGAUAUUCAUAUUGUUCUGUGGAAACUGUCAAAGCACUUUUGCUAAAAUGUUUAAAAGCAUAUUUUAUGUUUAAUCUAUCAGUUGGAACAACGUGUGUCUUUGUUGUGUGAAAAAAGAGGUAAUUCUUCAAGUAAGUAAUUCAUACUAAUUGAUAUACACAAAGUCAAAGGUUUGGACACACUUUGUUUCUCAUGAUCUUAAAAACCUUUUGAUCCAAAGGCUCAUGCUUGAAAAGCUUUAGUUUUGCAUACACAUUGCGUCUAAAUAUGAAUUUCUUUACAAAACUGAAAUUUUAAUUAUUAUUUGUUUGGAGCCACACUGAGAAACCUAUAUCUCUGGGAUUUAACCAUAUAGGGUCUUACAAAUGAAGAUACACUUUAUGCACUCACAAUUGGCAUUUAAUGCUAGCAGGUUUGAUUUUGGCAAUAGACCUAUAUCUCUGUGUAAAAAUAAAAUGAUGAUGCUGCCACCUUUCUAGUUAUUUUCUGACUUGUAGAUUUGCUUCAAAAUUGUAUAGGCAAAAACUGUCAUUUUGACCCCCCUCUACAAAAUAAUGGUUCACUCAGUAAAUAUUGAUCCGUGGCAUUUAAUAUUUUAUCUUUCAUAAUCAUUUAUGUAUAUCUUUCACCAGUUGACACAGAAUGACCCUAUCAUUUUUUAUUUGUUUUUGGUCACGCUUUUGAAAAUACUAAAAUCAGUACAUCUGAGAUGAGAACAUAAUUAUAUUGCGUAAACUCCUAGUGAUAUUCAACACAGUCAUCAAACAGUGAUAAGAUCACAUUAAAUGAUAUGAAAUGUUAAAUGGAUUCAGACUUGAAGUGAUUUUCACUGCUUGCUAAACUUAUUUAAAAUGAGCUAAUGCAACACUAUUCUUUUGCAUUUGGUCUCAACUUAAUUUCAUUGUGUACAAUUAAUCUAUGUUCACUUAAUCCAGUUGCAUUUGAAUCCAUGUCCACAAUUAAGUUGAACCAACAACAACAAAAUUUCAGUGCAGUUCUUCAUAGUUUUGAUGACUUUAUGAUAAAUGAAAAAUUUUGAAAACAGUACUGAUAAAGAAUGACUGUGUCCAAACUUUUGACUAGUAGUAUAGGUGUUUCUCUAGUCUGUUGGCUUGCUCAUUAUGGGUUCAAAAACAGGAAGCUGGCGUAGAGGUCGAAAAAGAGAUAAAGAGGCAGUUAUGCUGCAGUUUCAUGGUCAGCGUUCUUAUUCCAAGCCAUCACACAUCGACCAACGGUUGUUAAAAAAUACCCCACUAAAGAUCAUUAUAUUAAUUGUUAAACCUUUUUUCAACUUCCUCACCACAGCAGACAAACUGAACUCAAGGAGUUGCCGUGAUUCUGCAAGAGAGUUUUUCUCAAUGCUUGCUGCUCAUUAUCUUUUGAAGUUGAUUGUGGUUUUUAUAGUUUCUCUGAAACUGUUGUAUUCAUACAUAGUUUAAAAAAUGAAACAGUUUUUCUAUAUUUAUUCACAGUGAUUAUGCAUACCAAACUGUGAGAUUUUUUUAACCAAUUAUUUUUCUGUUUAUUCAAGUCCUUUGAUUCAAUGUUAACAUCAAUAUUCAGUCAGCAAGUCUCAAUGAAUAUAUCAUUCUGAUUCACUACUAGUUCUUCUACUUUAUGCAAUUUGUUCAUCUUAAAGACACUAACUAGAAUCAAGACUACUAAUCUACGCAACAUGCCAGCACAAGAGGGUUCUCAAAGCCUAACUACUGUCAGAGCUUAACCAAACACAAGAGCAGUCAGUCAAGGAGCAGAACGGUCUGGCGGCCCUUUGAUGUCGUUUUUCAUCAUUACUGAAAGCCCCAGACAAACUAGUUACAGCAGUAGAUGCAGAAAGGUCAGGAGGUCCCAUCACGGAACAUUUACAGUCUGCAGUUCAACAGUAAAGAGUUACUUUAAGUCAAACAUUGACUGAACAUUACACAGGGACAAACAUUUUCUUCCAUACUGAAAAAAAAUGGAAGUACUGUAGUUUGAAUUUUUAGCCCUUUAAAUUGAGCUUUUUGUGCAGCUUGAAAUUAGAAUUCAAGCAACCAAUUUUGUUGUUGUUGUGGUGAAUACCUGUUCUUUUUGUUUGUGAUGUGACUGCUUAAGAAAUGCUAAUAUUGAGUUAAUAUUGAGUUGCGUAAUAAGUUUGAGUACAGAGAGCAUGGGUUUAUAACUUACGUUCUUGCACAGAUGGUGGAAUGUUCUGUAUAUUGAAGUCGUGAUCCACUGUUGGUCAAAGUCCAGAGACGACGGUUUUAUUCUUAAGCAUAACAUUUCAAUAAAUACCAGUUUUGCUGUAAUUUAUAGUCAAGCUUCAAGAAAAACAUGUUUUUUAAAUAGUUUUCUUUCUUAGUUGAAAAAGUUCUUACUUUGAGAACCCGCACUGCUGUCUCUAGUCCCCAUUCACUUUAAUUGUAUGAAAAAUAAAAGCAGAAUGGACAUUGGGCCAAAUAGCUCCCUUUGUAUUCCAUGCAAUAAAGUCAUAUGGGUUUGGAAUGACAUAAGGGUGAGUAAAUGAUGAUAGAAUUUUCAUUUUUGGGUGAACUAUCCCUUUAAAAGUAGCAUAAAGGCAGCAUAAAAGUAAUCUAUACAUCUCCAGUGGUUAAAACCAUAUCUUCAGAAAUAAAAAUGCAAUUAUACUUUUUAUUAUAUGUUUAUAGAUUAGACUAUUAAUCUCCACUUACACAUUCACAUUCUUCUACUUUUGUUUUUGGUGAUUCACAUUCUUUGUGCAUAUCGCCACCUACUGGGCAUGGAGGAUAAUUUAUAGUAAAAAAGGACUUAAAUAUUGACCCGUUUCUCACCCACACUUAUCAUAUCCCUUCUGAAGACAUGGAUUUAACCACUGAAGUAAGAUGGAUUAAUUUUAUGCUUCCUUUAUGUGCUUUUUGGAGAUUCAAAGUUCUGGCCACCAUUC